UUUCCAAACGCUGUACGGGAGCCGGCAGUGCUGGUAGGGAGAGAAGGGGGGCAAGGGGCCACUUCCGGUCUCUGCACGCUGGGGGGAAGCAGCACUUCCGGUUUCCGUACGGGCGCAGGAGGGGGAGGUGGCCCGGGGCCCCGCGGCUUCCCCAGGGAUCUCAGUGCCCAGAAACACGGCGGCCCCGGGGUGGAAACGUGUUGCGGCUCCUUAAAAUACUAAAAAGAAGAGAUAGUGAAAAAUGCCUAAAAAGAAGACUGGUGCUCGUAAGAAAGCUGAAAACCGUCGUGAACGUGAAAAGCAGAUAAGGGCUUCCAGAGCCAACAUAGAUUUAGCCAAACAUCCUUGUAAUGCUUCAAUGGAAUGUGAUAAAUGCCAAAGACGACAGAAGAAUAGAGCUUUUUGCUACUUCUGUAACUCUGUUCAGAAAUUACCCAUUUGUGCACAGUGUGGAAAAACCAAAUGCAUGAUGAAGUCUUCAGACUGUGUUAUAAAACAUGCUGGUGUGUACAGUACUGGACUAGCAAUGGUGGGUGCAAUCUGUGAUUUCUGUGAAGCUUGGGUGUGUCAUGGGAGGAAGUGUCUCAGCACACAUGCGUGUAUCUGCCCUCUUGCAGAUGCAGAAUGUAUUGAGUGUGAAAGAGGUGUCUGGGACCACGGAGGCAGAAUAUUUGCCUGCUCUUUUUGCCACAAUUUCCUCUGUGAAGAUGAUCAGUUUGAACAUCAAGCCAGCUGCCAAGUUCUGGAAGCAGAGACAUUUAAAUGUGUUUCCUGUAACAGGCUUGGGCAGCAUUCAUGCCUGCGUUGUAAGGCUUGUUUUUGUGACGAUCAUGUGCGAAGUAAAGUUUUCAAGCAGGAAAAAGGAAAAGAGCCUCCCUGUCCUAAAUGCGGCCAUGAAACUCAGCAGACAAAGGAUCUGAGCAUGUCAACACGCUCUUUGAAGUUUGGCCGACAGACUGGAGGUGAAGAUGCAGAUGGAGCUUCUGGUUAUGAUGCCUACUGGAAGAACCUUUCCUCCAGCAAGGCUGGAGAUGCAGUUGACCGUGAGGAUGAAUAUGAUGAAUAUGAAGCAGAAGAUGAUGAUGAAGACGACAAUGAUGAGGGAGGGAAGGAUUCUGGUACUGAGACUACAGAUGUAUUCAGCAAUUUGAAUUUGGGAAGGACCUAUGCUAGCGGGUAUGCACAUUAUGAGGAACCGGAAGAUUAAGCUUAGUAUGCUGGUAAGCUAAAAAUACCAGGAAGGAGCCAAGCAGUGCUUCACUUGAGUUGUGUACAUGCCAGCAAGAUAGCUCUGUCAGAUACUUGCAUAUCAAAGUUAGAUUAAAGAGCAUGGGACUUCCGCAGUAACUCCAAGUGAGGUGGUGUUUUUUUUGAUAUAAACCAUUAUCGGGCUUGGUACUGGAGAAGACAGGACUAGUUUUAUUCCCCUGAGCAACAGAAACAGUUUUGUCCUUGAGUUCCUGAGUAUAAUGGUUCAGCACAGUUUUCCUUAUCAAUACAGGGAUGUUGGGGGGCUGUACAACUGUUUGUAUUUGCUCAUCAGAAAUUAAUUUAUUUUUUACAAUAAUUUUGUUAACUGAUUUCACAGAAUUAAUGUAGUGGUGGGUUGGUGACUGCAUUUUUUUUUUUUUUUUUUGCUCUGUGCAAUAAAAUCAACUGCAUUCUGUAUGAAAUUGUCAUAAAUAUUGAUCUCCCUUGAACAGUUGGAAAGCAGCUUGUAUACAAAGUGUAAAUUGACACUAAAAUAACUUCCUUGUUUAUGUAGGCAAGGCAGAUCAAUGUAGCUCUCUAUGUACUUGAAUGUUACCUUUCCAGCAUUUUUAGUACACGACAUUAAUCAAUGGGGCUAUAUGCAGUCAUUACAAAUGCACCCCAGAUAAUAAAAUUUAUUGCAAUAAAAAUGUUGGCCUAUCCUCUCUGCCACUAAAAUUUAUAAGACAAUUUCUGAUUAGAUGAAACAGAGACUGGUUUCUUUGGCACCUAACCUUCAACUCUUUCCUUGCACAUAAUGCCAGAAAAAAAUGUCAUAGGAAACAACUCUUGUAUGUUAAUUGAUAAACAUGGGCCUGGAUCAAAAUACUGGGUUGUGAUACGGUUCUGUGCAGAUGUACUGACUGUUUGCAGCACAUCUAAGCGGAGGAGGUGGCACUUGCAGAUGUGUUUGCAGUGAUUGCAAUUUGAAAGUCAACAUGCUAAUUACCACUCUACACAUCUAAGUGAUAGUAUUUAUUCUCCUGUAGGGGUAUGUUGAGAGCAUAGCUGCAGACGGAUCAAGAUACAAGCGCAGCCACCUAAAAUGUCACUCUAGCUUUCUAAACACCAUGCUUAAAUGCGAGAGAGCUAUUUCUUAUCUGUCAGCUAUAUGAACUGAUUAUAGAAUUACCUACUUUUGUGUUGCUUUUUCUGCUGCUUAACAGCUAAAGGUCAUAUGUUGGCAGAGCAUACCCAUUUGAGAACAUUUUUUAACGAUGUUAGGGUUGCCAGAUGAGCAUUUCAUACCAAAACAGGGCUGAGAAACCUGGCCUUGAUACUUCCCUCCUAAAUGCCUCUCACAGUGAAUGCUAUAAAAGACAUGGGCUGGAAUGCGUCCAAGACAAAAACAAACUGACAAAGAGCACAACUUGGUUAUGGCAGCUGAAGGAGGACGCUGUACUGGAGAGAGAGGGACACGACCUGAUCAGUGCAUAUCAAGUGCUUGCCUCGAGAACUGGAAAGGAAACCAGCUAGUGCACUGUCCAAAACCCAAAUCCCCUUCAAAAAUUAAAACUCUAGGGCCAUCCAGUUUCAUGUGCUAGUAAGGACCUGCCCAUCUUUAUGUACCUGAUAGUUGUCUUGAUUAGUCUUUUGCAUAAUCAGUCUCAAAGUGAGGGAAGCAGGAUACCUGCCAGUUUGCCAGCUAUUACUUAUUUGUGAUAUUGGCACAUUUAAUAAAGUUUCUGCCCAACUUCACAUGGCCAAAAAACUUGCAGAGUUGAGUCCCUCUGUGGCUGGUCAAUUCCUGCGACAACGCCAGAUUUUUUUAUCUUAGCUGUUGUUUCAAAUGCAAAACAAUUAUACAUCUGUACAAAGUCUUAUAUAGGACUAAGGAAAAUAUGUGUGUUUCUGCAUAUACAUAAAAUUAUAGCUGCAUGUGUGUCAUUUAUUAAUGUUACUUAACCACACAAGAUUCUCCUUUAAGGCUCUUGGAUUUAAGUUUUCCGUGUAUGAAAUCUGCUGCUGUCAGUGGCUGUGCCAAAGGCUGCUGACGUAACAGAAUUAAUCACCAUAAUCAGAGUAAAGAAUUAUUCAUUUUCUCAUUGAAAUGUCCUUGCACUGAUCCCUGCAAGAUCUAAUGCGUAUUCCUAUUACACUGCUGUAAGAGGAGACCACAGCACUGCCUACAACAGAUGCCGGGGACCCCUGCUGUAAUUUAGUAAGGUCACCACUCAAUGGAUGGACACAUUUAUUUGCUUUUUCUUUGUACUGCUUUUCAUGUCACUGAAAACGCCUGUGCUAUGAACCUGUCUGGAAACAGGGCUCCUGGUAGUAAACCUGCAGUGGUUGGCCUUCAGGGGGUCAAAACGAGCAGGUUUAAGCCGCUUUAAAAUAAUCCGGUGGAUUCAACCCAGGAGAGACAAACAUGACCACAUUUUCCACUAAUGGAGUUGGUCAAUUUGUGAUAAAGCAGACAGGAUACAAUGCUACAGAUUGCACUUUCUCAUCUCUCUCUGCUUAUUUAGUAGAGUUAAAAGCAUGUGGUCUGUUGGGGAUAGGUCCUCAGAGCUUGCUUUCACAGAAAGUGCAUAAUUUCGGUUGAUUUAAGGUAAAUUACAGAAACAGUAAGAAAUACGGAAAGAACACAUAUCCUGGCUUUAUUUAAAAAUAGGUCUAGGACAAGCUUCCAGUCCUAUUGGCUCCUUUUGUCUUCAGCGCUCUUAGUCUACUUUGAAUUGUCUUGGAGGAACAUUAGUAGGGCACAGAGAGGGCUGUAUGCCAUCUCUGCACCUGAGCUGUAUGUUAGUGCUCCAUUUACUUAUUUUUCUGAAUUCAGCAGCCAAUUUCGCUCUUGCUAAAUCUGAAAGUGAGGAUGCUGUGGAUACUGAUGACGUAUGUUUAAUAAAUCACAGGAUCUCAAGCUAGUUCAGGCACUGUCACAAUCCAACAGGUAAUUUCAGGUGACUGCUGAGCUGCUUCUGUCAAAGAGAGAUGAUUUUUCAGGGCACUGAAGUCCCCAGACUUAGCACCUGGGCACACAUAUACUCCCAUAACUCCAUGGUUUUAAGACUGCACUACUGCUGAGUGGGCUUCCUGGUAAAUAAAUAAAUAUAGCUAAUAAUUCUGUGAUAAUACAUUGAUUUUUUUUUUAAAAAUACUGUCCCUGAUUAAAGGAAAUUAUAAGCUGAGAGAAGGGCAUUUUUAAAAUGUAAUUAGGAAUACUCAGGAGUUAUAUGUAGAGCUCCAGAAAACAAAGAUCUUGUAAAGUCUUACUUUAGUUUUUUUCAUCCACCACAAUGACCAUUUAAGCAAAGCUUAAGUAGAAUUUGAAUCAAAAUCAUGGUGAUAUUUAAUGUGCCUGUAGACCCUAAAAAUAAAAGUGCUCUGGCCACCUCUGUGAGCUCU
Cuculus canorus (common cuckoo) is the source of this 4599-nucleotide messenger RNA. It is a transcript of the gene NOAZFP, whose product is annotated as zinc finger protein 330. NCBI's taxonomy places the organism in Eukaryota, Metazoa, Chordata, Aves, Cuculiformes, Cuculidae. The coding region runs from base 242 to 1207 and encodes 321 amino acids. Gene Ontology annotation, cellular component: nucleus. The transcript has 10 exons. The record is from RefSeq and is a predicted model, not a curated record. Gene Ontology annotation, molecular function: zinc ion binding.